ACACAUUUUAGGUGUGUAUGUUCUGGGAGAAGAAGAAAAGAUCACACGUGUUUGUACCACCAGCCAUAACUUUUAUCUUUAUUUCUGGAAUUACCUGGAUUAUAAUAAAGAAAAAUGCCGAAGGUUAAAGCGGAAAAGAAAAGUCGCCAACAUCAAGAGGUUAAAAAUCAAGGUAUCAUGUUUAACACUGGCAUUGGACAGCACAUCCUCAAGAACCCUUUAGUUGUGAAUGGUAUCAUAGAAAAGGCUGCUCUUAGACCAACAGAUGUUGUUCUUGAAGUGGGACCAGGUACAGGAAACAUGACUGUAAAACUGCUAGAAAAGGCUAAAAAGGUUGUGGCUUGUGAGUUGGAUUGCAGAUUGGUGGCUGAGCUUCAGAAGAGAGUACAGUGCACGCCAAUGCAAAAUAAACUUCAGAUUUUAGUGGGUGAUGUAUUGAAAACAGAUCUUCCUUUCUUUGAUGUCUGUGUUGCAAAUUUACCGUACCAGAUUUCGUCACCCUUUGUCUUCAAACUUUUGCUUCACCGACCAUUCUUUAGAUGUGCAGUGUUGAUGUUUCAAAGGGAGUUUGCGAUGCGCUUAGUUGCUCAACCAGGAGACAAGCUUUACUGUAGAUUGUCCAUCAACACACAGCUGUUGGCUCGAGUUGACCAUCUCAUGAAGGUGGGGAAGAAUAAUUUCCGCCCUCCCCCUAAAGUAGAAUCAAGUGUUGUCAGAAUAGAACCCAAAAAUCCUCCACCCCCAGUAAACUUCCAGGAGUGGGAUGGUUUGGUUCGAAUAGCCUUUGUGAGGAAAAACAAAACGCUGAGUGCUGCAUUCAAGUCUGCAGCAGUGGAGCAGCUGCUUGAGAAAAACUACAAAAUUCAUUGUUCUGUUCACAGUGUGCCUGUACCAGCUGACUUCAGCAUUAGUAAGAAGAUUGAAAGUGUUUUGCAAGAAGCAAACUUCAGUGAAAAGAGAGCUAGAUCCAUGGACAUUGAUGAUUUCAUGGUACUACUUCAUGCUUUCAAUUCUGCAGGAAUCCACUUUUCUUAGAGGUCCUUUUUCUGUCAUAUAGUGAAUUAAACACAUCAUUUGUUGAAAGUAGAGCCAUGAACUUGUAAAGAUGAUUGAGGAGUUAUGUUGUUGCCCUUAUGUAUCAUGGGCAAAAAAAACUGAAAAUGUAAAAUAGUUUAGUGUUUUUGUAAAUUAACAAUUAAAUCAAUGCCAAAAUAAUUAAUAAACUUUAGUUACAUUUUCAGUUUC
Messenger RNA from Boleophthalmus pectinirostris (great blue-spotted mudskipper), 1245 nucleotides. It is a transcript of the gene dimt1l, whose product is annotated as DIM1 dimethyladenosine transferase 1-like (S. cerevisiae). Gene Ontology annotation, biological process: rRNA methylation. Gene Ontology annotation, cellular component: mitochondrial matrix. The coding region runs from base 115 to 1035 and encodes 306 amino acids. The record is from RefSeq and is a predicted model, not a curated record. Lineage: Eukaryota; Metazoa; Chordata; Actinopteri; Gobiiformes; Gobiidae. Gene Ontology annotation, molecular function: rRNA (adenine-N6,N6-)-dimethyltransferase activity. The transcript is spliced from 12 exons.